Papaver somniferum (opium poppy) is the source of this 2643-nucleotide messenger RNA. Its product is annotated as receptor-like cytoplasmic kinase 176. The coding region runs from base 1247 to 2530 and encodes 427 amino acids. The record is from RefSeq and is a predicted model, not a curated record. Gene Ontology annotation, biological process: protein phosphorylation. Lineage: Eukaryota; Viridiplantae; Streptophyta; Magnoliopsida; Ranunculales; Papaveraceae. Gene Ontology annotation, molecular function: ATP binding; protein kinase activity. The transcript has 14 exons.
UACAAUGACCGGAAAAACUUGCGACUCAAAUCUGCAGCAUGGCCUAAAAGAUCUAAAACUUUCCGGAAAGUCACAUAUCGGUCAAAAUCUACAUUCGGGGAGCAAACAUCCACAACAAAGAGAUUUAUUGAGGGUUUAUCAGAACUACUUCUCUGAAAGAGGCAUUUUUUCUUUGUAGAGCUCCAAUGGCUUUGUUCCAACAAAUGUAUUCUGAUCCAUCAAUAGCAGUAAGGGUAUUCAUUCUUGUUCAAUCUCCAUGGUUGCUACAUCUACAGCUCGAAAAACUGUCUCCACUACACCCAUAAGAACUCAUGAUACUGAUUCCCAUGUUCUUCUUGGCUCUGAACUAGUAACAUUGAGAAAUCUCAUGUCUACAUUGCUGACGGUUUGAAUCAAUAUUGAUUAAAGGAAGAUAAUUUGUUCAUUACAGGGACUCGACUAUUUAUGAACUUCCUUCACUCAAUUCUGUUUACUCAGCACACUUACAAACACUAUCCAUCACAGCCUAUGCUAUUAUGAACCUUCAACAGCUCGCUACAGAUUUAGGUCAGGUACUAAUUAAGCUGUGUGAUAACAGGCUGAUUGAAACAGUUGGUAUACCGGUUGCAGAUGAUAAAGGUACUAUCUGCCUCACUGCUUGCUUCUCAUCUCCGGUAGGAUGUCCAUUGCGUUGCGCGUUUUGUGCUACAGUCAAAGGAGUGUAUUUGAGUAACCUUCAGAGGCAUGAAAUUGUUGAGAAGGUGUUAGCGAUAGAAUAAAGUUUCCAAUGUUGUGUUUAUGGGAAUGGACCAUUGUUGAACUUAAAGGCUGUUUUAAGGAUAUACAAAUUGGCCAAUGAAUGAUUACAGUUUCAACUGUGGGAGUGCCAAAAACUAUUAAAAAGUUGUCAUCUAGGACUCCAAUCCACGUUGCUGUCAGCCUACAUACCUCCAAAUCAAGUACUUCGCUAAAAAAUUGUGCCUGGUGCAAGUGCCAGAGCGUUGGAUGCACUUACGGAAGAUUGCAAGGACUACUUUGAUGAAAUUAGUCGCGAAGUAUCAUACAAGUAUACGCUUCUUGCUGGAAUCAGUGGCGCGGUAGAGCAUGUAGUAGAACUGGCAGAACUACUUCGUGCUUGAGAAGUGGUUACCAUGUCAAUUUGAUACCUGAUAAUCCAAUAGAAGCUACAGAGUUUCACCGUCCAUGCAAAAAAAAAAAAAACUAGAGAAAGAAGAAGAUUCAAACAGAGUAUUAUUGUGUUUUUCUAAUGGGUAAGUGUUGGCAUACUGAAGAUUCUGAAGAAGAAAACGGUUCUGGCAAUUGUAAGACCAGCGGCGAUCAGAUUACCUGUGAUGUUCAGAUAAGAGUAUCUCCUCCCAGCAGGCCAAAGCAACCACCAAGAAAGGAAUCAAAAGGAUUGCCAGACCCUAUCAGUCCUAAGCAAGUUGUCCCAGGCAGUCACUCUAAGAUAAGCGGUUUCUUUUCAUGGAAAAAAGGGAAACGUCUACAGUCCACCAAAUCAAAAUUGAAUUCAAGUAGUAAGACAACAUGUGCUUCGAUUCCGCCGACUGCACGAAGUGAAGGAGGGAUCUUACAAUCAUCUAAUUUGAGAAGUUUCAGUUUUAGUGAUCUGAAAACUGCUACAAGGAAUUUCAGGCCUGCUAAUGUGUUAGGUGAAGGUGAAUUUGGAUCUGUUUUUAAAGGAUGGAUUGAUGAGAAUACAUUUACAGCUACAAGGCCAUGGACUGGAAUUGUUAUUGCUGUUAAUAGGUUGAACCAAGAAGGUCUUCAGGGUCAUAGGGAAUGGCUGGCAGAAGUGGACUACUUUGGGAAGCUAUACCACCCUAAUCUUGUCAAGCUGAUUGGAUACUGUGCGGAAGAUGAACACCAACUUUUAGUGUACGAGUUCAUACCUCGUGGAAGCUUAGAGAAUCAUUUAUUCAAGAGAAGAUCCGGCUUCCAACCACUCUCAUGGAAUCUGCGAAUGAAGAUUGCUCUUGGAGCAGCAAAAGGCCUUGCGUUUCUAAAUAGUGCAGAAACACAAGUCAUCUAUAGAGACUUUCAAGCUUCAAAUAUCCUGCUUGAUUCGACUUAUAACACAAAGCUUUCGGAUUUUGGGUUUGCGAGCAAUGAUCCUACUGGUGAUAAUAGUCAUCUGUCUACUAUUAGGGUCAUUGGCACCUAUGAUUGUGUCGCUCCUUGGCAUCAAGCUACAGGUCAUCUAACUGUAAGCUGCAACAUAUACCGCUUCGGGGUUGUUUUCUUAGAAAUGUUAUCUGGUCGAAAAGCAAUAGACAAGAACCGGCCAGCUGGAGAACACAAUCUGAUUGAAUGGGCAAAGCGUUCCCUGUCCAGCAAACAUAGUGUUUUACAUAUAAUAGAUGCCCGAAUUGAGGGUCAAUACACACAGUCAGGAGUGUUAAAGGCAGUUAACCUUGCUAUGCAAUGUCUAUCCGUGGAUCCCAAGUGCCGACCAACCAUGGAAGAAGUUGUAGCUUCACUUUUAGGGCUUCAGGAUUCUAAUGGACUUCCGUCUGAGAUCCCUGCAUAGUUCUUUAUUUUGGCAAGUGUAUUCGACUUGAGUUGGUCUUCACGUCAAUUGUUUCUUUUGGGAAUUUUUGUAACAUUGGAUAUGUGGACAUGAAAAUGAAAUCCUUUUAUGCA